Messenger RNA from Penicillium oxalicum, 534 nucleotides. RefSeq lists its product as uncharacterized. Lineage: Eukaryota; Fungi; Ascomycota; Eurotiomycetes; Eurotiales; Aspergillaceae. The record is from RefSeq and is a predicted model, not a curated record. The transcript has 3 exons. Bases 1 to 534 code for a protein of 177 amino acids.
AUGACAAUAGCCAUUCUCAUUCCCACUCUCAUUCCCAUCGACAUCGGCAUCGCAAUCAUUCGCGCUCGCGUUCCCCUCACCGAUCCGACCGCCAUCGCUCUGAUCGCCACCGUCGUCACGAGCGGGAUCGUGGCAAUCAGAGAUGCUCCGGCGCAACCUAUAGUCCUCCCUUACGAAGCCCGAGAGCUGUCCCGACGCGAUUUGGAGAUCUACGAGCCCAUGUUUGCGAUGUACUUGGAUAUUCAAAAGGGGAAAAUAUUAGAGGAGCUACCUGCAGAGGAGGUCAAGGGGCGGUGGAAAAGCUUUGUUCGAAAGUGGAACCAUGGCGAACUUGCCGAGGGAUGGUACGAUCCAGUGACGCUGGAAAAGGCUCGUCAAAGUGCCGCCGAAUAUGCAUAUGAACCGAUUGAACGGGGAUCGCCACAGUAUGAGCACCAAGACUCGGCGGUUGCCGCAGACAACACUGAUGGAGCGGCUGCAAAAGAAGACGAAGAGGAUGAGAAUAUGGACCGACGCUACCAGUCCCGGGAUUGA